Messenger RNA from Colletotrichum godetiae, 882 nucleotides. RefSeq lists its product as uncharacterized. The record is from RefSeq and is a predicted model, not a curated record. Bases 1 to 882 code for a protein of 293 amino acids. Gene Ontology annotation, molecular function: DNA binding; structural constituent of chromatin. Gene Ontology annotation, biological process: nucleosome assembly. Gene Ontology annotation, cellular component: nucleosome. NCBI's taxonomy places the organism in Eukaryota, Fungi, Ascomycota, Sordariomycetes, Glomerellales, Glomerellaceae. The transcript has 5 exons.
AUGCCUCCCAAGAAGACCGAGGGCGCCGCUGCUGCCCCCAGCAAGAAGUCCACCCACGCCAGCUACCAGGACAUGAUCACUGAUGCCAUCGUCGCUGUACGUUUUACCGCUCCUCCAUCUCCGGCGCAAAUGGUUCCCGUGACCUUCGAUCGCGCUACCACCCGUCACCGCCACGAUGAUGGACCACCCACUCCCAAGUUCCUCUUAACUGACUCACCACCCCUCCUACAGCUCAAGGACCGUAACGGAUCUUCUCGCCAGUCCCUGAAGAAGUACGUCAAGGCCAACAACCAGAUCAACACCGUUAGCGACAACAUGUUCGACUCCCUCUUCAACAAGGCCCUCCGCGCCGGUGUCGAGAAGGGUGUCUUUGAGCAGCCCAAGGGUCCCUCCGGUGGUACCAAGCUCGCCAAGAAGGCGCCUAAGCCCGCCGAGAAGAAGGCCCCCGCGAAGAAGGAGGCCAAGGAGCCUAAGGAGAAGAAGGUCGCCGCAAAGAAGGAGACCAAGGAGCCCAAGGAGAAGAAGGCUGCCGCUCCCAAGAAGGCCGCCGCCAAGAAGGAGACCAAGGAGGCAAAGGAGCCCAAGGAGAAGAAGGCCGCUGCCCCCAAGAAGGCUGCGGCUGAGAAGAAGGAGAAGAAGCCCGCCGCCAAGAAGGCUGCCGCCGCCAAGGAGGAGAAGCCCGCCGUCCUCAGCAAGACCAAGACUGGUCGCGUCACCAAGACUGAGAAGAAGGCAGCACCCGCCAAGAAGGAGGCAAAGGAGCCCAAGGAGAAGAAGGCCGCUGCUCCCAAGAAGGCUGCCGCCCCGAAGAAGGCAGCGCCUAAGAAGGCCGCCGCCGACAAGAAGGAGGCCAAGGCUGAGGCCCCCGCUGCCACAGCAUAA